UAAGCGAAGUUAGUCUUACUUCAACUUCGCCAGCGAGUCGAUCGGUCGUCGUCGUAGUCGUUCGGCAUUCUACGGUGUGGUACUCGAUCGCGCGUGUUUCUUCCCAUUCCCCGCAUACAGGCAAGGAGAUGUGGUGGAUCUCUCCCCGAGUGACACUACGCCACCACAACCACCACCAGCAGCAGCAGCAGCACCAGCAGAAGCAGCAAAAACAGUACGAUCGCCGUCAACAAUAUCAACAGGGCAAUUAGUGUGCAGUGCAGUGCAGUGCGGUAUCGAACCGCGCGCGAGUCGGACCGCGCAGACCGCAGCGAUAGAAAUAAAGAGAGUGCAACAAGCAACCAUCACAACUAGGAAAGGCAAAUGAUGAAGCCGCGUCGUGCGGGAGCCUCUCGGGGCUACGAGGAGAUGGACGGAUCCAAUGUGCCCGGCUACGGGACCCGGAACGGUGCCGGCGGUGGAGGUGGCACGGGAGCUUCGUCGCUUGGGAGUACCGGUAGCAGUGCGGAUGCGACGAGUCCUAUCAAUGGGAACGGAGGGGCCCCACCGGAGUUCGAGUUGGCCUCGGUCAGUGUCGUGCCGGACGAUACGUUUACGGUGACGCAGGCCGUCAAUGCGCUCGGGUUCGGGUGGUUUCAGGUGAAGCUGUCGCUGUGUGUGGGGCUGUGCUGGAUGGCCGAUUCGAUGGAGAUGACAAUUUUGAGUGUGCUGGGACCGGCGUUGCAUUGUGACUGGGGUAUUACGAGGUAUCAGCAGGCACUGGUGACAACGGUGGUGUUUCUGGGGAUGAUGCUCAGUUCGACGUUUUGGGGGCAUUUGAGCGAUCGGUAUGGGCGGAAGCCGGCCUUGACGCUUUGUGGAGUGUUACUUUUCUUGUACGGUUUGCUGAGCUCUGUGGCCCCUAGCUUUGGUUGGUUGUUACUACUCAGAGGUUUGGUGGGAUUUGCCAUUGGAUGUGUACCGCAAUCCGUCACUUUAUACGCCGAGUUUCUUCCAACAAAGCAACGAGCAAAAUGUGUUGUCCUGCUAGACUGUUUCUGGGCCCUGGGAGCUUGUUUCGAAGUGGCUCUCGCACUGGCCGUUGGUCCCAAUCUGGGCUGGCGUUGGCUCCUGGGACUUUCGGCGGCUCCACUGUUUGCAUUUGCUGUGAUUACCCCAUGGCUACCGGAAUCGGCACGUUACCACGUUGCCAGUGGCCAAAGCGACAAAGCCUUGACCACUCUGGAGCAGAUCGCCAAAGACAACAAGAGACCGAUGCUGUUGGGACGAUUGGUCGUUGAAGGACCCAGUGGAUCACGUGGCAGUGUGAAGGCACUGCUGGGUAGCUCUCUACGACGGACCACGCUUCUGCUGUGGUUCAUCUGGAUGUCGUGCGCCUUCUGCUACUACGGGUUGGUUCUGAUGUCGACGGAGCUGUUUGGAGGAAAGAACAAAACCGUGCUGCCGGAGACGGAAAAUGAUUGCCACCCGUUGGCCACUACGGACUACAUGGAUCUGUUGUGGACUACGUUGGCUGAGUUUCCGGGAAUUUUCGCUACGAUCUAUGUGAUCGAGCGGUUCGGUCGCAAGAAGACAAUGGCCCUGCAGUUCCUGUUCUACGCCGGCUGCGUGUUGAUGAUCACCGUCACCGAUGUUCGCGUUUUCCUAACGAUCAUUCUCUUUAUGGCCCGAGGCGUCAUUGCGGGUCUCUUCCAAGCCGCGUACGUGUACACUCCGGAAGUCUAUCCAACGGCGCUGCGCUCGGUCGGAGUAGGCGGCUGUUCGGCUCUCGCUCGACUAGGCGCUAUGGCAACGCCAUACGUAGCACAAGUUCUCUUCCAGUCGUCCAUAUGGAGUGCCGUCUCGGUGUAUGGGUUCUUUGCCGUUUGCGCCAGUGUUGCCUGUAUGCUGUUGCCGUACGAAACGAGAGGCACCGACAUGGGACAAUGAUUAUCCACAGUAUACUCACCACAACGACAUAAACCAUCUGACACAAAGAUACCUCCUUGAAGAAUUUGGAACGAACCAGAAAAAUCCCAUUUGUUAUCGCUCUUUAUUACAGUCUAAGGAAGUAGGUUACUGUAAUUUUGUUGACCAAACGAAGCGUUUUUUUUUUCAAUUUGUUUAGAUUUUAGUUGAAUGUGUGAAGUGUGUAUAUAAACGACUAUUUAUUUAUAUUAAAUAACUAACUAAUUAUAUUUAUGUACGAGCUUUUUCGAAUAAAAUGUACUUUCCUAUGUGUUUAACACUG
This is a messenger RNA of Aedes albopictus (Asian tiger mosquito), 2230 nucleotides long. RefSeq names its product synaptic vesicle 2-related protein. NCBI's taxonomy places the organism in Eukaryota, Metazoa, Arthropoda, Insecta, Diptera, Culicidae. The transcript is spliced from 7 exons. Gene Ontology annotation, cellular component: membrane. Gene Ontology annotation, molecular function: transmembrane transporter activity. Gene Ontology annotation, biological process: transmembrane transport. The coding region runs from base 364 to 1929 and encodes 521 amino acids. The record is from RefSeq and is a predicted model, not a curated record.